This is a messenger RNA of Cyprinus carpio (common carp), 1808 nucleotides long. RefSeq names its product dentin sialophosphoprotein-like. The transcript is spliced from 2 exons. The record is from RefSeq and is a predicted model, not a curated record. Lineage: Eukaryota; Metazoa; Chordata; Actinopteri; Cypriniformes; Cyprinidae. Bases 36 to 1715 code for a protein of 559 amino acids.
CAGCACAUACUGCAAUCAGAGCUCACUCAACAGCAAUGACUGAUGUUACAGCAGCUACAGACUCAACAAAUGACAUCGCAACAGAUUCAGUUAUUCGUGUUACAAAUGAUUCUACAGCAGAUACAACUGAUGGACUUGCCACAGAAAUAUCCAUGGAAACAAUUACAAGCAGCACUGUGGAAUCUAGAACCGGAUUAUCAGAUGAAUCAACCAACGGUGACCUGACAGAAAUGACAACAAUAGAAGAAUUUUCAACAUCUUUGCCGGAUGACCCUACCACUGAUACUACAGAUCCGUCAAUCAACACACCAAAAUUUACGGCAGGAACUAUAGCAUUUACUGAUGAAUUACCAAUUGGUUUCACUGAUGACUCAGCCACAAAUGUUACAGAUGAAUCAACAACAGCCUUUGCAACUGAUUCAUCAGAGGAAGAUUCAACAGAGGAAACGGAACUAUCAACUGUAGGAUUUACUGAUCAAUCAACUACAACACAACCAAACACAAGAGCUAUAGCUGAAUCCACCUUAGAAGAAAUAACUGUAGACUACACUGACAAUACUACAGAUGAAGCACGGGAAUUGACAACAGCCUUCACAUCAGACAUAUCUACAAAUGAUUCAUCAGAGGAAGAUUCAACAGAGGAAACAGAACUAUCAACUGUAGGAUUCACUGAUCAAUCAACUACAACACAACCAAACACAAGAACUAUAGCUGAAUCCACCUUAGAAGAAAUAACUUUAAAUGUCACUGAUGAUACUACUGAUGAAGAAUUGACAACAGCUUUCACGUCAGACAUUUCUACAAAUGAUUCAUCAGAGGAAGAUUCAACAGAGGAAACGGAACUUUCAACUGUAGGAUUUACUGAUCAAUCAACUACAACACAACCAAACACAAGAGCUAUAGCUGAAUCCACCUUAGAAGAAAUAACUGUAAAUGUCACUGAUGAUACUACUGAUGAAGAAUUGACAACAGCUUUCACAUCAGACAUUUCUACAAAUGAUUCAUCAGAGGAAGAUUCAACAGAGGAAACUGAACCGUCAACUACAGGAGUUACUGAUCAACCAACUACAACACAACCAAACACAAGAACUAUAGCUGAAUCCACCUUAGAAGAAAUAACUGUAAAUGUCACUGAUGAUACUACUGAUGAAGAACUGACAACGGCUUUCACGUCAGACAUUUCUACAAAUGAUUCAUCAGAGGAAGAUUCGACAGAGGAAACGGAACUAUCAACAGUAGGAUUUACUGAUCAAUCAACUACAACACAACCAAACACAAGAGCUAUAGCUGAAUCCACCUUAGAAGAAAUAACUGUAAAUGUCACUGAUGAUACUACUGAUGAAGAAUUGACAACAGCUUUCACGUCAGACAUUUCUACAAAUGAUUCAUCAGAGGAAGAUUCGACAGAGGAAACGGAACUAUCAACAGUAGGAUUUACUGAUCAAUCAACUACAACACAACCAAACACAAGAACUAUUGCUGAAUCCACCUUAGAAGAAAUAACUGUAGCCUACACUAACAAUACUACAGAUGAAGAACUGACAACAGCUUCUUUCACAUCAGACAUAUCUACAAAUGAUUCAUCAGAGGAAGAUUCAACAGAGGAAACGGAACUAUCAACAGUAGGAUUUACUGAUCAAUCAACUACAACACAACCAACCACAAGAACUAUUGCUGAAUCCACCUUAGAAGAAAUAACUGUAGCCUAUCACUAAUGAUACUACUGAUGAAGAACUGACAACAGCUUUCACCAUCAGACAUUUCUACAAAUGAUUCAUCAGAGGAAGAUUCAACAGAGGAAACGGAAC